GGUAGCAUGUAAACAGAAACGCGAUCUAGUCGUGGUCCGCAACGGCCGGAAAGUGAAUAAGCCGUGCCGGCACACGCGGGCUUGGUGUCACCGAGUGGAAGAUUUGUGGACGGUCGUGCCCAGUGUGUGGGAACCUUGCCAUGAGCCUUUACAACUCACCGCCUGCUGCGAUGAUGCGGAAGAGAAAAAAGUAGCUGCAAUGACGCCUUCCGUCCAGCUGCCAAGCACCAGGAAAGGCGGCCCUGACGGUUGUCGGAGCUGGUUCAUCGCCUCGCUAUGCUUCCUGGUGAACCUGCUGUUUUCCUCGUUUUUCCGCUGCGGUGGACUUUUCUUCACUUCUAUGAUGAGCACGUACCAAGCGACAAGGGCACAAGCAGCAAUGCCGCUGGGUGCCUACUGCGGCUUCGUCAAUCUUUCGGGUCUAGUGGCUGGAGCUCUCAUACACUCAUGCGGUAUGAGGAUCAGCGCGUUACUAGGCGGACUGCUUAUGUCAGCAGGAUGUCUUGCGUCAGCGUUUGCUACUGGAAUACCAUUCCUGGUUGUAUCAAUCGGGGUAAUCACAGGCUCCGGGCACGGAAUCCUGCUCUCCUGUGUCAUCGUGGCUGUGAACGAGCACUUUGAUAGGAGACGUGGCACGGCCCUCGGAAUCAACAUGGCUGGUGCACCUGCAGCCUCCUUCAUGUUUCCUAAAGUUUUCGAUUUCUGUCUGGACGAGUACGGCUUGCAAGGAACUUUCGCGCUCGUGGGAGCACUGUUGCUAAACAUUGGGCCGAUCAGCGUGCUUUUUCGUGAGCCGCCCUGGAUGAGGGAAAAGUACUUGAAAAGACAUAAAGUAACCAGCAAGAGAGCCAGCAGUGAAGCAGAUGAGCAGCAGGAGAAGAACGCAACCCGUUCUGUCAGCUGCUUAAAAUCGGGUUUGCGACCUCUAGUUAACAGCAGCGACGAACUCGGAUGCUGCGAUCCGGAUAGCGACGACGACAUAAUCAUUACUUAUUUAAAGCACUCGACAAGCUCCAGAUUCGCAAAGUUUCCGCUCUCGAUUAGCCUUAAUGCUGAUAAGCGUUCUGUGAUGAACAGCCAUUGCACAGGGGACAUGGUAGAGACCUUAGAUACCAGCGAUGCGAACGGCGAAAAGCGAAAAUCACCGUCUUCGAAGGAGGACGAACAAAGCAACGCCCGCAUUACAGGCGCGAGAAAAGAUAACGAAGUGUGGUGUGCCUGUGUGACCUGCGUAUCUAACGGUGAAUGCUUUCACCGAACUUCGCAACAUCCUCUAAAUUCAUCAAAGUUGAUUCAGGUACCCAGUACUGUUGCACUGGAAAAUGUGUCGGUGAGGUGUAUGGAGCGCACCAGAGCAUGGGGAACUAACAUGCAAACAAAAUCAAUAAAAAGCUCGUUGCUCGCUUUUACGGACGCUCUUGUACCAGGGGAAGAUUUGAGAAGUCAAGUGGAACAUGAGACAUAUACUUUGAAGAAAAAUUAUUGUGGUGUUACGCUCCGAUCAACAGAGGAAGUGUCAUUGCAUUUGCGGUAUUCAGCGAAGGAACGUCGCAAACGAUCUGUUUUGCGUAGCGCUAAGGAUGUUCUGUCUAUGCCGCGGUUUUACGCGCACAUGUUAAGCUACUUCUUUUUCUCCUUCUUUUUGGAUACAUUUCUGGCUGUCGCGGUUGACUGUGCAGUGGACACUGGAAUUAGCAGAGUAAAUGCUGCUCAUGUUCUCACUUUCUUCUCUGUGACCGACAUAGCUGGACGACUCCUGAUACCCCAACUCACCGAUUACAACAUUGCAUCUCCACUUGGCGUGAUGACUCUUUCUUACUUCCUCAUGGCCGUUAUCGGCUCUGCGAUGCCUCAUGCCCAAACUACUGUUGUGUUUUGGAUUCUUGUUGUAACGCUUGGACUUCCUGUUGGCUACGUUAUGGUCGCCAUGUCUCAAACUAUUGCAAGUGACGUCGGCUUACACAACCUUCCCAUGGCGUAUGGCUUCGUAGCAGCAGUGACAGCUGUGGGAGCAUUCAUGAGGCCGCUGGUAAUAGGGUAUUUCCGGGACGCAAAUGGAUCAUACAGCGGACUCUUCCACUUCAUGGGCGGAAUGGUUUUCACAUCUGUUGUUCUCACUGGUUGGCUGUGGGUUUCAAGUACAAGAAAAAAUAAACUCAAGCGCAACGCUUUGUCGGUCGAGGCAACGGCGGAGUAAAUGUAUGGCAGCCAAUUGCUUGGUCGGGCUUCAGUA
Molecule: messenger RNA, 2233 nt
Organism: Dermacentor albipictus
Lineage: Eukaryota; Metazoa; Arthropoda; Arachnida; Ixodida; Ixodidae
Source: RefSeq, a predicted model, not a curated record